Paramecium sonneborni is the source of this 1692-nucleotide messenger RNA. The record is from the annotation of a GenBank genome assembly. Lineage: Eukaryota; Ciliophora; Oligohymenophorea; Peniculida; Parameciidae.
AUGAUAAAAAAUGUAGAUAAUUAUGAAGUAUUUAUGGCUUAAGAAUGCUCAACUUCUAAGUCAUAUUUAAUAACUCUUAUUGAUGGUACAGGUUCAAUGCAUUAUGAAUAUUAAACAAUUAUUGAAGCUCAUGAUAAUGUAUUUAGUGUUCUGGGUUAAAAUUAACUAAAAUUUUAAUGGGAAGAAUAAUUAUAUGAUUUACUUCCAUUUAGAGAAGCCGAAAGAGGAGAUAUAACUAAAACAUUUUAGACAAUUCUUAAGAAACUUGAAAUUGAGGAUUAUCCAAAAAAUAUUACAAUUGUUUUUGUAAGUGAUGGAUAAGAACCAUUUGAAUUUAACGAAUUAAAAGAUUAAAUUGAUAAAAUUAAAGAGAAAUACUUAAUUUAAUUUAUUAGUUUAGCUGUUGGAGAUUAAUUUCCAAAUACAAUAUCUAACAUUUUAAGAAAUAGCAUACAUAAUUAAAAUGCAAGCUGUCCUGCAUUGUUUGAAAUUGCUAGGGAUUAUAAACCACUUGAUUAGUUAAAGUAAGAAUUCAUUGAUAUUUUUAACAAAAUUAAACUACUUCUUGAAGUGUAAUCACAUUUAUUUAAAGUUAAUCAACCCGUUUAUUAAACAAUAGGUUCCAAAAAUCCUACUUAUUUAAUUAGUCCAAAUGAACCAUUUCUUAAAAUUAAUAAUGGUCUUUAAUAAAAAGUAUUGUUAGAAGGAAAAGAAUUAAAACCUACAUUAAAUCCUACUCAUAUAUCUUAACUUAUCAUUAAUUCUGUACAAUAAGAAUUAAUUGAAGCAGCAGCUAAAUAGGAUUCAAACUAUCCAAAAACAUUUUAAAAAAUGAAUCAAAUAAUAUAAAAUAUUUUAAGUUAAAUUACAGUUAACAAAGAUGAAAAUAACUAAGAAACAGUAUAAUUAGUUGUGCCACUUGUUGAUAUUGUCACUAGAUUUGGGGAUGGAAAUUUAAAAAUUAAUGAACUAGAUCAAUCAAAGCUUACUAUAUUGCAAAAAAAUAUCAAAAAAAAGGAAGAAAUAAAUAAUUUUAUUGAAUUUUUUGGAAAAAAAGAGAUAAAAGUUGAAUAAAUUCCUAGUAAAGAAAAAGUUGAAGAAGAAAUUAAAGUUAAAUUAAAUAAAGCCAAACUUGGAUGUUUUAUUCGAUCAAAAAGCACUAAUAAAUAAUUAGAUCUUGUCUAAUCAAUCUGGACAAUUGUAUCUUAAGGAUUGGCAGACUAUAAAAAGUUGAUAUUAUAAGAUGAAACUUUAAAUAUUUAAAAUUUAUUAAGAUAAUUCAAAAAUAUAUUGGAUGAGUAAUUAGACAAAAUAUUUAAAUUUGAGAAAUUUGAAAACUUAAAUAGCAAUCAACAUAUGAUUCUAAGAAAAUUGAACUUAAUUUUAAAAGAAUUAGAAAGAUUAAUCUUUGAAACAUAACAAAUUUCCAUAGCAUAAUUAAUAAAAUUCAUUGAUUCAUGUUAGAAUUUUAAUGUAGAAUCAUUUGAACUUGAAUCUGUUUAAUCAACAGAGUUUGUUAAAGAAGUGGAUUAAUAUCAAUUUUUACCUCAAACCCUAUAGCCUUAAGUAAUUUAACCUAUAAAAAAAAAUACAGAUGAUUCAAUAAUCAUAAAUAUUUUAGUGAUUGCAUAUUUGAUUGCAUUUAUUAUGGAGACCACAUUACAAAAUGUUUACAAUUAUUAUUCGAAUUGA